AUGUACUUGACGCCGCUCUGGCGCUCCGCGCUGCGUUCAGAAGGGGCCCGCCUGAGCUCGCCGAGCUGGUCCUCCCCCUCGAGCCGCCGCAGCGCCUCGACGGCGGCGAGCCGCGCCAGCUCCACCUCCUCUGGCGACUCGUCCUUGGGGCGGAAUCGAGGCUGCUUCACGCUACCUUUGUCAGGGCCGCUCCUUAUCGUGUACCGAACGCGCCACGCCUUCUUUGUUGUUUCCCAAGAUGUGCUGGAUGCCGCUCUGGCGCUCCGCGCUGCCGGGCCCACCGUGCCUGGCCGCGGCUAA
Prorocentrum cordatum is the source of this 300-nucleotide messenger RNA. NCBI's taxonomy places the organism in Eukaryota, Dinophyceae, Prorocentrales, Prorocentraceae. The record is from the annotation of a GenBank genome assembly.